AUGUUGAAACUGGCUGCUACCUUUUUGGCCGUUGGCCUCGCGCCGUUGACCGCCCUCGCUGCUGACAGCCAUUUCGCCAUUUCCGGGGUCCAGGUCACCGGCGAGGUUCCUAUCCGGAAGAACGUCAAUGAUCUCUAUGCCAAGGGUGGCCCUCAAUGGGAUCUCUAUCUCCAGGCUCUCAAGGCGCUGCAAGCAAAGCGCGCAGACGACCCCCUGUCCUAUUUCCAAGUCAUGGGUAUUCACGGCCAGCCGUACAUAGAGUGGAACAAGGGGGGAGCCCACCGUGCCCGAGGCGACGGAUGGGACGGAUACUGCCCUCACGGGGAAAACCUCUUCCUGCCCUGGCAUCGCCCGUUUGUGCUCCUGCACGAGCAGCUCCUGGUCGGCGAAGCCGUCAAAAUCGCUUCCAAGUAUCCCGAAAAGCACCGAGCUCGAUAUCUCCAGGCUGCCAAGACUCUGCGCUCGCCAUAUUGGGACUGGUCUCUCAACUCUGAUGUCCCGCCUUGCACCGUCCCCACCACCAUUGCCGUCAACGUGCCCGACGGCCAGGGACUCAAGAAGCAGCUCAUCAAGAACCCGCUGCAGUCAUUCGACUACCCGCAGGCCGCUCGCGAUGGCCAGUUUGGCGGCUUCCCCAACUACCAGAGGACCGAGAGGUGUCCGGCACCCCAGAGCUAUCCCCAAAGCGCCAACGCGAACCUAGCUCAGCUUGGACUGAAGCAAAGCACCUAUGACGCCUUUACAUACUCUCAAACAUUCGACGAUUUUGCGGUUUCUCGACAGAGCGGUUUGGGAGUCGAGCAAAUGCACAACUCGAUCCACUGGGAUGCCGGUUGCGGUGGUCAGUUCGUGAAUCCCGCCGUCGCAGGUUUCGACCCCAUCUUCAUGCUUCACCACACCCACGUCGACCGGCUCUGGGCAUACUGGAACUUCAUCAACCCCUCGCAGUCGUCCUUUUCCGAUUCCUACAACGGCGACGCGCGCUACUCCACUGAGCAAAACACGCUCAUCACGCCAGACUCCCCCCUCCCGCCCUUCUACGACGCCAACAACACCUACUAUACCCCCGCAACGGUCGCCAGCAUCCAGGGCAUGGGAUACACGUACGAGGCUCUCGAGUACUGGAACAAAUCGCCGCAACAGCUUCAGCAAGAUGCCAUCAAGCUCAUGAACAAGCUCUACGGCCCCAGCCAGCUGCCAGGGAAACGAGCAGCCACCCAGGACAAUACCCGCUACUUUGCUCGCGUCGAGCUCGAUCGCGAGCACGUCGAGCGUCCUUGCUCGAUCCGGGUCUUUGUUGGCGGCAAACCGGCCGCCAGCGCAGUGGUUAUGCAGCUGCCCCAGACCGGCAUCAUGCACGCAAGCGUGCCAGUCGACGAGCAGAUGCAGCAUGCUUUCGCGCAGACUCCUUCGUCCAAUGGCACCAUGAGCUCCGUCGAGAAACUGGUCGAAGUGGAGAUUCGCAAGGUUGACGGGACUGUCAUUCCUCUCAGCACCGUGAGCAGCCUGAAAAUCAGCCUCCAGAAGGUUGCCGUCACACCAGCCAAGUCCGACACUGAGUUCCCUACUCCUGGCAAGGUGGUGAAGCAGCGGGUCCGCCUUCGCGACCGCCACAGGGAAACCAAGUCGACAAGCUAG
Ustilaginoidea virens is the source of this 1638-nucleotide messenger RNA. RefSeq lists its product as uncharacterized. The record is from RefSeq and is a predicted model, not a curated record. Bases 1 to 1638 code for a protein of 545 amino acids. Gene Ontology annotation, molecular function: oxidoreductase activity. The transcript is spliced from 6 exons. Lineage: Eukaryota; Fungi; Ascomycota; Sordariomycetes; Hypocreales; Clavicipitaceae.